UGGAAAAGUUCUCAGGGAAAGGGAAGUGCUGCAGGGAUGUUCACAAGGACAGGGAAGUGCUGGAGGAAGGUUCACAAGGACAGGGAAGUGCUGGAGGUAGUUUCACAAGGACAGGGAAGUGAUGGCGGAAGGUUCACAAGGACCAGGAAGUGAUGGGAAAGUUCCCAAGGACAGGGAAGAUGGUGGAAAGUUCCCAAGGACAGGGAAGAUGGAGGAAGGUUCACAAGGACAGGAAAGUGAUGGAAAAGUUCACAAGCACAGGGAAGUGAAGGUGGAUGGGUCACAAGGACAGGGAAGUGCUGGAGGAUGUUUCACAAGGACAGGGAUGUGAUGGCGGAAGGUUCACAAGGACAGGGAAGUGAUGGAAAAGUUCACAAGGACAGGUAAGUGCUGCAGGGAGGUUCACAAGGACAGGGAAGUGCUGGAGGAAGGUUCACAAGGACAGGGAAUUGAUGGAAAAGUUCACAAGGACAGGGAAGAUGGAGGAAGGUUGACAAGGACAAGGAAGUGCUGGAGGAAGGUUCACAAGGACAGGGAAGUGAUAGAAAAGUUCACAAGGACAGGGAAGUGCUGCAGGGAGGUUCACAAGGACAGGGAAGUGCUGGAGGAAGGUUCACAAGGACAGGGAAGUGCUGGAGGAAGGUUCACAAGCACAGGGAGGUGCUGGAGGAUGGUUACCAAGGACAGGGAAGUGAUGGUGGAUGGUUCACAAGGACAGGGAAGUGCUGGUGGAAGUUUCAGAAGGACAGGGAAGAUAGAGGAAGGUUCACAAGGACAGGGAAGAUGGAGGAAGUUUCACAAGGACAGGGAAGAUGGAGGAAGGUUCACAUGGACAGGGAAGUGCUGGAGGAAGGUUCACAAGGACAGGGAAGCGUUGGAAAAGUUCACAAGGACAGGGAAGUGCUGGAGCAAGUUUCAGAAGGACAGGGAAGAUAGAGGAAGGUUCACAGGGACAGGGAAGAUGGAGGAAGUUUCACAAGGACAGGGAAGAUGGAAGAAGGUUCACAAGGACAGGGAAGUGAUGGAAAAGUUCAUAAGGAUGGAUGUGAUGGAAAAGUUCACAAGGACAGGGAAGUGCUGGAGGGAGGUUCACAAGGACAGGGAAGUGAUGGAAAAGUUCACAAGGACAGGGAAGUGCUGGAGGAAGGUUCACAAGCACAGGGAGGUGCUGGAGGAAGGUUACCAAGGACAGGGAAGUGAUGGUGGAUGGUUCACAAGGACAGGGAAGUGCUGGUGGAAGUUUCAGAAGGACAGGGAAGAUAGAGGAAGGUUCACAAGGACAGGGAAGAUGGAGGAAGUUUCACAAGGACAGGGAAGAUGGAGGAAGGUUCACAUGGACAGGGAAGUGCUGGAGGAAGGUUCACAAGGACAGGGAAGCGUUGGAAAAGUUCACAAGGACAGGGAAGUGCUGGAGCAAGUUUCAGAAGGACAGGGAAGAUAGAGGAAGGUUCACAGGGACAGGGAAGAUGGAGGAAGUUUCACAAGGACAGGGAAGAUGGAAGAAGGUUCACAAGGACAGGGAAGUGAUGGAAAAGUUCAUAAGGAUGGAUGUGAUGGAAAAGUUCACAUGGACAGGGAAGUGCUGGAGGGAGGUUCACAAGGACAGGGAAGUGAUGGAAAAGUUCACAAGGACAGGGAAGAUGGAGGAAGGUUGACAAGGACAAGGAAGUGCUGGAGGAAGGUUCACAAGGACAGGGAAGUAAUAGAAAAGUUCACAAGGACAGGGAAGUGCUGCAGGGAGGUUCACAAGGACAGGGAAGUGCUGGAGGAAGGUUCACAAGGACAGGGAAGUGCUGGAAGAAGUUUCACAAUGACAGGAAAGGUAGACGAAGGUUCACAAGGACAGGGAUGUGAUGGAAAACUUCACAAGGACAGGGAAGUGAUGGAAAAGUUCACAAGAACAGGGACGUGCUGGAGGAAGGUUCACAAUGACAGGAAGUGAUGGAGUAAGGUUCACAAGUACAGGGAAGUGAUAGAGGAAGGUUCACAAGGACAGGGAAGUGAUGGAAAAGUUCCCAAGGACAGGGAAGAUGGAGGAAGGUUCACAAGGACAGGAAAGUGAUGGAAAAGUUCACAAGGACAGGGAAGUGAUGGUGGAAGGUUCACAAGGACAGGGAAGCGCUGGAGGAAGUUUCACAAGGACAGGGAAGUGAUGGAAAAGUUCACAGGACAGCGAAGCGCUGGAGGAAGGUUCACAAGGACAGGGUAGUGAUGGAGGAAGGUUCACAAUGACAGGAAGGGUAGUCGAAGGUUCACAAGGACAGGGAAGUUGUGGAAAACUUCACAAGGACAGGGAAGUGAUGGAAAAGUUCACAAGAACAGGGAAGUGCUGGAGGAAGGUUCACAGUGACAGGAAGUGAUGGAGGAAGGUUCACAAGUACAGGGAAGUGAUGGAGGAAGGUUCACCAGGACAGGGAAGUGCUGGAGGAAGGUUCACAAGGACAGGGAAGUGAUGGAGGAAGGUUCACAAGGACAGGGAAGUGAUGGAAAUGUUCCCAAGGACAGGGAAGAUGGACGAAGGUUCACAAGGACAGGAAAGUGAUGGAAAAGUUCACAAGGACAGGGAAGUGAUGGUGGAAGGUUCACAAGGACAGGGAAGUGCUGGAGGAUGUUUCACAAGGACAGGGAAGUGAUGGCCGAAGGUUCACAAGGACAGGGAAGUGAUGGAAAAGUUCUCAGGGACAGGGAAGUGCUGCAGGGAGGUUCACAAGGACAGGGAUGUGCUGGAGGAAGGUUCACAAAGACAAGGAAUUGAUGGAAAAGUUCACAAGGACAGGGAAGUGAUGGAAAAGUUCACGAGGACAGGGAAGCGCUGGAGCAAGGUUCACAAGGACAGGGAUGUGAUGGAAAAGUUCACAAGGACAGCGAAGCACAGGAGGAAGGUUCACAAGGACAGGGUAGUGAUGGAGGAAGGUUCACAAGGACAGGGAAGCGCUGGUGGAAGGUUCACAAGGGCAGGGAAGUGCUGGGUGAAGCUUCACUACGACAGGGAAGAUUUGGAAGAAGGUUCACAAGGACAGGGAAGAUAGUGUAAGGUUCACAAGGACAGGGAAGAUGGAGGAAUGUUCACAAGGACAGCGAAUUGAUGGAAAAGUUCACAAGGACAGGGAAGUGAUGGACAAGUUCACAAGGACAGGGAAGCGUUGGGGGAAGGUUCACAAGGACAGGGGAGUGAUGGAAAAGUUCCCAAGGACAGGGAAGAUGGAGGAAUGUUCCCAAGGACAGGGAAGAUGUAGGAAAGUUCAUUAGGACAGGGAAGUGAUGAUGGAAAAGUUGACAAGGACAGGGAAGUGAUGGCGGAAGGUUCACAAGGACAGGGAAGUGAUGGAAAAGUUCACAAGGACAGGGGAGUGAUGGAAAAGUUCCCAAGGACAGGGAAGAUGGAGGAAUGUUCCCAAGGACAGGGAAGAUGUAGGAAAGUUCAUUAGGACAGGGAAGUGAUGAUGGAAAAGUUGACAAGGACAGGGAAGU
Molecule: messenger RNA, 3471 nt
Organism: Hypanus sabinus (Atlantic stingray)
Lineage: Eukaryota; Metazoa; Chordata; Chondrichthyes; Myliobatiformes; Dasyatidae
Exons: 2
Coding region: 362-1441 (359 amino acids)
Source: RefSeq, a predicted model, not a curated record